ACUUAAACAAUCAUGGCGGCGUCACUAGAAAACUUGGAGACGCAGCUGGAAAUGUUUAUCGAAAAUGUUAGGCAGAUACGGAUUAUCGUUGGUGAUUUUCAACCUCAAGGACAAAACGUGUUGAACCAAAAAAUUCAGACACUUGUGCACGGCUUGCAAGAAAUUGACAAACUGAAGGGACAGGUGCAAGAUGUCCAUGUUCCUCUGGAAGUGUUUGAUUAUAUUGAUCAAGGCAGAAAUCCACAGCUGUAUACCAAGGACUGUAUAGAAAAGGCACUAGCCAAGAAUGAACAAGUGAAAGGAAAAAUUGAUGCUUACCGCAAAUUCAAAGCACAUUUACUUUUAGAACUGAGUAAUGCAUUCCCAAAUGAACUGGCUAAAUAUCGAGCCAUUCGGGGAGAUGAAAGACCUCUACCUUAGAUUUGUAAAACUCGUGUGCAUGUGACACCUGUGAAAGUGACAGUAAAUUUAUGAUUGUGAAUGAAAUGUUAUUUGACUGUUUUGUGUUGAAAAAUAUAUGUAUAAUGUGUAACAGAAAAGGAUCAGUUUCUUUCGAAUCUUUUUUAUGAUGAUUCUUUAAUUGUACUCAUGAAUUCAAUUUUUGACCUGGCUAGAUUGUUUGGUUUAUUGGUUCAAAAUUGAGAUGUACCAUUUCAUUUGGUAAGUGGUAAAGUAUUAUAUAAGAGAUCUUCCAGAUAACUUCUAGUCUUAUAACUGGAAUAUGCACAGAAGUGUAAAUUAGACAAGUGUCUGUCAUUGUGAAUACAGUGCCUUGUUAUGUUAAAAUAAUUGCUUUUAUUUGAAAAAAAAAUGUUAAAUUUAUUUUGUUAUGUUUUGAGUGGGAUAAUAUGAAGGCAAACAACAAAGUGGUCAAGUGCUUGUUUUGAAAUACAAUUUAAAAUAUGAAGGUGAA
Schistocerca serialis cubense is the source of this 913-nucleotide messenger RNA. It is a transcript of the gene MED10, whose product is annotated as mediator of RNA polymerase II transcription subunit 10. The transcript has 3 exons. The record is from RefSeq and is a predicted model, not a curated record. Gene Ontology annotation, molecular function: transcription coregulator activity. The coding region runs from base 13 to 420 and encodes 135 amino acids. Lineage: Eukaryota; Metazoa; Arthropoda; Insecta; Orthoptera; Acrididae. Gene Ontology annotation, cellular component: chromatin; mediator complex. Gene Ontology annotation, biological process: positive regulation of transcription by RNA polymerase II.